AUGACUACACCUUCUCCGACGAAGGAAGCCCAAACGAAGAGGAAUCCGAGUGUGCCACCUUCAAUGCACUGCUGUGCUACCCUGGAAUCUGUGAGACGCCAGUCUCGAGAGUUCGCCGACCCGACGAUCGACGUCUUCGUGAAGCGCAUGCCGGCAACGAACGGUGGUCCCAAGACCACUACGAACGUCUGGCUCCUGCAAGGUGGUCCCGGAUACUCCUCCUCUGUCAUGGAAAAUCCGCUGUUGAGUUUGCUCUACCAGCUGAAUGGGACAGCCAAUAUCUACACGAUGGACCACCGCGGUACGGGUCGUAGCACGUUCUUGGACUGCGUCGCGGCGGAAGCUACGACCACCGGAUCUCCGAAUGGCAAGGAGAUCGACCCGUCAGAAGUUGCUUCUUGUGCCCAAGACCUUCAAGAUAAUGCAGCCACUGAUGUGGUGACCUUCAUCUCGCAGUACACGAAUGGAGCCAAUACGAUUGUGUAUGGCGCCAGCUACGAAACAAUGCUGGUGGAACGCUUGAUGCAUCUGAAUCCUCCGACGGUGACGGGGUACGUUCUGGACGGCGUUGCGACGGCGUCGGGGGCGCCACCCGGCAAGUUUGAGUACAUGUCGAUGUGGGAAACGGACUAUGGUGAAGUGGGCGACCGGUUCUUGGAGUUGUGCUCUGAAGACACUAUCUGCAGCAGCCACUUCAAGCAACCACAGACGCUGCCUACAGCUCUUCCAGAGUUGCUCGCAGACUUCGACAAGGACCCAAACUCGACUUGCGCAACCGUCAUGGACAACGUGAAAACUCUGGGAGACGAUGCUCUGCCCUCCUUUACGCUGAGAGAUAUGCUCGGUGAAAUGUUGAUGGAUGCGGAUCUGCGGAAACUCAUCCCACCGGUCGUGUACCGAUCCCAGCGCUGCAACGAACAAGACGUCGACGUCCUGACCUACUUCACGAAACGUUUCAUGGAGUACGUCACCGCCACUACGCAGAGUGCCGCAUACUACUCGCCAUUGCUCUAUUAUCUCAUCGUAUUCUCGGAAAUGUGGGAAACUCCGACGCCUACGCUGUCCGAGAUGGGAAAAAGAUUCACCGACAAAAAUGUCACCUCUGGAUUGUACGCAUUCGACCUUCUCUACUGCGCUUUCUCUAAAGAAGACUCAGAUGAACUCCACUACGGCAACUAUUCUGCCAAUGGGAUCAUCUACGAACGUGACGAGUACUGGAACAAGAGCGCCAAGAUCCCCAGUCAGGCCAGCGUGCUGCUCCUGAGUAGCAAGUUGGACCCGCAGACGCCUCACAAAUACUUGCUGGAAGCGCUGGAUGGGGACAGAAAGGAGCUGGUUACGUUCAACACUUCCAUCCACGGAGCGCUUGUGUGGACCCAGCUUGAUCCAGAGGAUGUUUGGUCCCCAACUUGCGGUGGGAAGAUACUUGCUUCGUUUGUCAAGAACGAGGGCGAUAUGGAAGGCCUGGACAAGUCGUGCGUGGACGAAAUGCCUGCGUUCAACCCGACAGCUUCAGUCGACACCGAGACGUACUACUUCAGUACUGACGAUGUGUAUGACGGUGCCUUGAACUCGAGUCUGAGCUCUUCGCAGUGA
Molecule: messenger RNA, 1596 nt
Organism: Phytophthora sojae
Lineage: Eukaryota; Oomycota; Peronosporomycetes; Peronosporales; Peronosporaceae
Exons: 3
Coding region: 1-1596 (531 amino acids)
Source: RefSeq, a predicted model, not a curated record